CCACCUCUCCCACCACCACAAACCUUCGACAUUCUCCCACCUCUCCACGCCCUCCUCUCUCGUCUGGAGCCCUCCUUGAACGUGUAUACCCCCGACACAUCAGCCGCCCUUCCACCAAACAAUGCUCCCCACACACCAGUCACCUCAGCCUCUGCACUACCUACCUCGGCACCACAACAACUAGACUACAAAGACGCCGCCGUAGCUGCACAAUUCCUAAAGAGCAGGAUAAGAAAAGCUUUGGCUGAUCUGGGUGGCUUGGCCGAUAUGCACAGGGGUGUCGAGGAGCAAGAGGAAGAGAUCAAGAGCUUGGAAGACAAGAUCCAGAGACAGAAGGACGUCUUGGCUAGGUUGGCUGUUUUG
Aureobasidium namibiae CBS 147.97 is the source of this 363-nucleotide messenger RNA. RefSeq lists its product as uncharacterized. NCBI's taxonomy places the organism in Eukaryota, Fungi, Ascomycota, Dothideomycetes, Dothideales, Saccotheciaceae. Gene Ontology annotation, molecular function: transcription coregulator activity. The record is from RefSeq and is a predicted model, not a curated record. The annotation marks the transcript as partial. Gene Ontology annotation, biological process: regulation of transcription by RNA polymerase II. Gene Ontology annotation, cellular component: mediator complex. The transcript has a single exon.